This is a messenger RNA of Nipponia nippon (crested ibis), 1623 nucleotides long. The record is from RefSeq and is a predicted model, not a curated record. NCBI's taxonomy places the organism in Eukaryota, Metazoa, Chordata, Aves, Pelecaniformes, Threskiornithidae.
AUGGCCAUGGAAUUGCCACAUAGGAUUUUGUGCACACAGAGCAGGGCAGGAGCUGGCCGCCUCAGCGGCGCAGGCUGCUGUGGAAGAGCCCAAGGCACGAGAAAAACCUUUCCACUUUCCGCUCUUGUUGGAGCUUCGGCUGAGCGCGAGUCCUCGACCCAGCUGGGAACCCAAGCCUCCCCACGAGCUGCCUGUCUGGCACAAAGGAGAAAAAAGAAAGAUGACAGUAUUUUGGAGAUCCCGUCAAUUCCAAAUCCUUUUCCCGAGCUGUGUUGCUCUCCGUUUACAUCAGUUUUGUCAGCCAGUCUGUUGCCCAAGGCAACUUCAAGAAAAAAGCAGGUAAUUAAAGUGUAUAGUGAAGAUGAUACUAGCAGAGCUUUGGAAGUACCAAGUGAUAUAACAGCCAGGGAUGUAUGUCAGCUGUUGAUAUUGAAGAACCACUAUAUUGAUGACCACAGCUGGACUCUAUUUGAACAACUUACCCACACAGGUUUAGGAAGAGCUAUAGAGGACCAUGAAUUAGUGAUGGAAGUCCAGUCAAAUUGGGUAAUGGAAGAGGAAAACAAACUGUAUUUUAGAAAAAAUUAUGCCAAGUAUGAGUUUUUUAAAAAUCCACUGAGCUUUUUUCCAGAUCAUAUGAUAUCUUUUCCAAGUGAGACCAAUGCAGCUGUAAGCCACUCUGGGAUAUUACAGAUGUUCCUAAGCUCCAGCACGUAUCCUGAGAUUCAUGGUUAUUUGCAUGCAAAGGAGCAGGGAAAAAAAGCAUGGAAAAAAUUGUACUUUCUUUUGAGAAGAUCUGGCCUUUAUUUUUCCACUAAAGGUACAUCUAAGGAGCCAAGGCAUCUGCAGUUUUUCUGUGAAUUCAGCAAUAGUGAUAUGUACAUGUCUUUGACAGGCAAAAAGAUUUCUGGAGCACCAACAAACUAUGGAUUCUGCUUUAAGCCUAACAAAUCAGGAGGAACCAGAGACCUGAAACAGCUCUGUGCAGAUGAUGAACAAAGUAGGACCUGUUGGAUGACAGCAGUUAGGUUGCUUAAGUAUGGGAUGCAGCUGUAUCAGAAUUACAUGCAACCAUAUCAAGGUAGAAGUGGCUGCAGCCCUUUGAAUAUAACACCUAUGAGAAGCAUUUCAGAAAAUUCUUUAGUAGCAAUGGAUUUCUCAGGACACAGAAGCAGAAUUAUAGAAAAUCCAACAGAAGCCCUUUCAGUUGCAGUUGAAGAAGGAUUAGCAUGGCGGAGGAGAGGGUGUCUACGACUCAACUCACAUGGUAGUCCUAUUGACAUGUCUAACGUGGCUAUACACAGAUCUCAGUCAUGGUUUCAUCAUAAAAUCUCUAGAGAAGAGGCUCAGAGACUUAUUUUGCAGCAUGGACUUGUAGAUGGGGUAUUCCUGGUACGUGACAGCCAAAGUAACCCCAAAACAUUUGUAUUGUCAUUGAGUCAUGGAUUAAAAAUAAAGCAUUUUCAAAUUGUACCAUUGGAAGAUGAUGGGAAGCUUUUCUAUACCCUUGAUGAUGGUCAUACCAGAUUUACUGAUCUCAUCCAGCUAGUGGAAUUCUACCAACUUAAUAAAGGAGUACUGCCUUGCAAGUUAAAACACUAUUGCGCACGAAUUGCUCUUUAA